AAUAUAUCUCACUGACAGAUGUUCCCCCCCGGACACUAAAAGUAGCGCACCACUCCAGGUAGUGAAUGGUGUAAACAGACGCGGGUGUCGGUGAAGUUUGGCAUCAUGAGUUCGGACGCAGUUCUGUUGUUGGAGACGGUUAAUUUUGCUGCAGAGAAACAUCGUAACCAAAGACGCAAAGACCCCGAUAAAACGCCGUAUAUUAACCAUCCCAUCGGUACGUUCGAGUCUUUUUACUCUGAUUUGAUGCUUUCAGGUGCGGCUCGUAAAACUGCCGGACUGCAGAAGUGAAAGGAAAACUCGCACUGAACAAGUGUUUGGUUCUUAUUUGUUUUCGGGGGUGAAUAGAUCAAGCUUUCUGGGGUUUAAUAAUGAAAGAAAAAUCAUAAAAUUUCGAUGUUUAACAAAUUUCACAAUAGUUUUUGUCCUAUCAUAGUGUCAACAGCUGAUUUCUGAAGUGUUUGUGUUGGCAGGUGUUUAUUAUUUAACCAGAAAAUCAGAUUCAUUCUGAAUAAACAGGUCAAAAGUAUUAAUAAACCAAAAUAAGUCUACAGCACUGAUUUAAAAUCGUCCUUCACUCUUAUCGUGUUGUGAAAUAUUAAUAUUUUUAUACAACCUUGUAAUAUAACCUAGUAGUUUGAAACCAAAGUUUAUCUGCGAGUAUGUCAAUGUUUUUUUAGGUUAUUUUCAUCUGUUCCCAUUAUUAACACUAAAGUCGAAGCUGCCCCACAGUAAAGUUAUUCCCUGGUAGACAAAACAAAAAUGAUAAGUUACAUAAAUUUGAUCAAGAAUCAACCAACAAACUACGAUCAGUGUUUCUGAAAUUCCAGAUACCCCCCAAAACAAAAGAAACCCACUAUAAAAUGAUGAACAACAUCCUUCCCUCAAAGAAACUACUCAGACAGCGAUUUAAUAUAAAAGACAACAUGUGCACUUUUUGUGAAAAUUAAACUGAAACAAUAGACCAUAUAUUUUUCUCAUGUAACAUAACACAAACUUUCUGGGUUAACAUUCACAAAUGGAUUAAACAAAAUUACAGUAUUCCCUCAAUGUAUUUCUCUAGAUAAUGUUACUUUUGGAAUAAUACUAUCAAAUAAAAAUGAUGAGCUCUUUUGCAAUGUUAUCUUAUGUCCAUCCAAAUAUUUCAUCGAUAAGAAUAAAGUCAUGAGAUCAUCCCCCAUUUUUAUUGUCUUCAUAAACGAAUUUAAAAUGUAUUUGAAAUGUCUUAAAACGUUAACUGGUUUGACGGAAAAAAACUUAUAUGAUAACUUAAAGAAUUUGAACAGCUAAAAAUGUUUGCAUAAAUUAUUUUAUUUAUUUUAAGUUACUUUUAUGUUUCUGUUUGCUUGUUGUUCUUCACUUUCUACUUUAUUUAUUGCCCUACUGUUUUUUUUUCUUCCCUGUCUAAACAUGUCGCUUUCCCAUAUUGUUAAGUAUUUCUCAGAUAGGUUAUUUCAAUAUUGAAAUUACUGUAUUGAACUGAUUCUUGAAUUGUAAUUUUGUUAACUCUGAAUAAAGCAUAAAAUACAAACUAAAAAUAACACUUGAGUCAUGUGACUGAGGCUCUCAUUGUUGCAUUCAGGGCACACGGAAGUUUAACAGAAGCCUCAUGUUGAUUUUCACAGACAAACAUAAAAGACCAUGAAAUACCAUUUCGAUUUCCUUGAGGGAAACUUCUCAAAAGGAUAAGUGAAGUUGUAUCAAAACAAAGAUAAUAACAUGGAAUUACAAAAAUAGAUAAAUAAAUAAAUAAAAAUCAGAAAAUGGAGAUAAAAUAUUUUUAUUGCACCAGAUUCAUGACAGUAUUUUAAAUAUAACCAUGCAUUUUGAAAUGUGUUGUUUUCAGGAAGUAUCACAAAGGACUGAUAGUAUACUGGCAGUAUACUGACUUAUGAAACCCUUCUCUGACUGUGACUGAAGCUUUUAUCUGCCCUUCAUUAUCUAUAACCUUGUUGUUCUUGUUUAAUUUCCUCGUUGUGUGUUUUUGUUUUUUUUAGGAGUAGCAAGAAUUCUUAGCCAUGAAGGUGGCGUGACAGACAUCCAGGUUUUGCAGGUAUGUUGUCAGUAGAGCAGAUAUCAAUGGGGCAUGUCAUAAUUUUCCUCUGUUGUUGUUUUUUUGUCUUCUUUUUGUGGUUCUUUGAGCACUCAGUCACCUUUUUUUUCUUUUUAAGGGCCACAUGAUUAAGAUUCAUAUUUAAUUAACCUGAUAUUUGUCUUUCAGGCUGCUCUGCUUCACGACACGGUGGAGGACACGGACACCUCUCCUGCUGAGCUGGAAGAAAAGUUUGGGUCGGUUGUGGCUGGAAUCGUUCAGGAGGUGACAGAUGAUAAAAGUCUCCCCAAACAGGAACGGAAACGUCAGCAGGUGGAACACGCCCCUCACUGCAGCCACCAGGCCAAACUGGUCAAACUGGCUGAUAAACUGUACAAUCUGAGGGACCUAAACCGCUGCACACCUACCGGUCAGGACCUCUGAACUUUUACUGUAGCUUGGUCUUUCAGGCGGCCUGUCUUUGAGUUCAUAAUUCAGAGUGAAUCAUUUACUUUCAUACUUUAUUUUGAGGUAACUCUAACCAAGCUCUUUGAGAUCAUCCAAAUAUGCAACUAACCAGAACUUAAGAUGCAUCUGUCACCUGACUGAAACACUCUCAUGUUUGUGUGUUUGGCAGGUUGGACACCUGAGCGGGUUCAGGAGUAUUUUGUGUGGGCCUCAGAGGUGGUGAGAGGACUCAGAGGAACUAACUCUGUCCUGGAGAAGAAGCUGGAUGAGCUGUUCAAACAGAGAGAGGUCCAGCUCUGAAAGCACUUCAUUUGUACUCAAGAGGACUGAAAUAAAUCCUGUUUGGUAGAAAACGGAGGAAAA
Molecule: messenger RNA, 2863 nt
Organism: Xyrichtys novacula (pearly razorfish)
Lineage: Eukaryota; Metazoa; Chordata; Actinopteri; Labriformes; Labridae
Source: the annotation of a GenBank genome assembly